AUGCGCGCCGGCGUCCUCCCUUUCCCCUCCGAAGCCGAAGCAACCGCCAUCUUCGCUCCGCACAAAACCUUUUCGCUCGCAUGCAUGCUCACCGGCCUCCUGAUGGACACAUACCUUCUCGGUGUGCUCCUCAUGCUCCUCCUCGCCUACAUCCAGCACCCCGACACGCCGUGGGCGCGCGUGUGCGUCGCCGGCGCGUGUGCCGGCACUUUCGCUGCGAGUGGAUACCAGUGGUGGCUGGCGAGCCAUCGCUUUGCAUACGGGUACGGGACGUACCAGCCCUUCUUUGAGGCGACGCCGGGGUGUUCGUUCUUCACGCACCGCGCGUUUUUGCUCAACGGGCGAAGCUGGCUUUUGGUUGUUACCUCCGUGCUCCUGAUGUGUGGCUCGCUAGCUUGCGCCCUCGCGAUCAAGAUCAUCUUCGCGUCCCUCUCGUCGGCGCGCGACGCGAAAUUCGUCUACAUCCCAACCGCCGCCUGGCUCUCCUUCUCCACCGCGACCGACGCGCUCCUCACCGCCGCGAUCCUCCGCGGCCUCCUGGCCUCGCGCACAGCAUGGCGCACCACCAACCGCCUCAUCUCCCGCCUUGUCCGCCUCACGCUCGAAGCGCAAAUCCCCGCGACGCUCAGCGCGGUGGUGUACCUCGCUGCGUUCCUCGUGAAAACCACCUCGCCGGUCACGAUCGCCGUCGUGUAUUUCCAGAGCAAGCUGUACGCCCUCGGGCUGCUGUACUCGCUCAAUGCGAGGCGGGGGAUGCGCACCGGAGGCGUGUUGGUCAGCGAGGAGCUGCCGAGCGCCGCGAGCGGUGCGGCGGCGGCGGCGCCGCUCGCCCGAGGCCUAUGA
Cutaneotrichosporon oleaginosum is the source of this 843-nucleotide messenger RNA. The record is from RefSeq and is a predicted model, not a curated record. NCBI's taxonomy places the organism in Eukaryota, Fungi, Basidiomycota, Tremellomycetes, Trichosporonales, Trichosporonaceae.